AUGGCUCAUCAUGAACAGGGCUACCGCAGUAUGGUUGUCCUUCCUAUCCACGGGAUAAUCAUCGCGAUCCUCCUCUUACUCGCACACCGUUCAGCGGCUCAGGAUGUAUCCAGCAAUGUAUCAAACUCGCUUUUAUAUGACAUGGUUCCAGACUGCGCCAAGGAUUGUGUGGUUAACUUCAUCAAAUCCGAGUACACACCCACGCAAUGCAAGUCGCCGUCCAAUAUCAAAUGUCUCUGCCGCACCCAGUCAUCCGGUGGCUUAACCUUGGGGGAAGCGGCUUUGAGUUGUGUGCUAUCUGUAUGCCCACAGACGGUUGUUGCCAAAUCUAGGGCGUAUCACAUAUGUGAUUCGGUGCCUGAAGCCCUUCCAAAUACACAUCAGACGAUCACCGCGACGGUCUUUUCUGAUACAAGGACGACGAUAACCACCGAGGCAAGCACGACUGCGGAGAUAAUAUCAACAACCUCUAUCUCGACAACUGAAUACACACCAGAUGCCCCUCUAACAACUUCAACCACAGUAUCGACACUGGUGCCAACCUCUACUACUUCCAGCCAGACCUCUGAGGUCACGUUUUAUCACGCUUCAUCUUCAGAGCCUUCUAAGUCUCAAACAGAGACAAUCACGUCCACCAGUGAGAGUGCUUUGCCUCCCAGUGGGUCUCCUGAAGACACGAAUAAGAAAGAUAAUCAUGCUAUCUCUCCAGCGGCAGUCAUUGGAGUAUCAGUAGCAUCAGGGAUAGCAGGGUCUUUCAUCAUCGUUGUUGCCGUGCUUUUCUGCCGCAAGAGAUGGCGACGAAGACAUCCGGAAAGUGCGCGUUUACACGUCUUUGAGAUUGGGGGCGCGAUGUCUGAGCCUUCCGAUUUUUCAAAACCGAUGCCACGACUCCCGACAGGUGGUUCAGGCCUAGGGUCUUCAUACAGCCUUGCGAGCGGCCACGAGGAAAUAACACAGCAACAGCGCAUUAUCCAGCCAAUGGCUGAUGUCCGAUCACCAUCCCGAUACUUGCCUCGAUUUGCUAGAACAUCACACCCAGGUCAAUCCAGGGACCAUGAACGAAUAGGGUUUGCCAUCAGCUCCGAUUCCGAUUGGGAAGCUUCUCCCAGGACAGACUCGUCGCAGCACAGCAUGGCAAGACUAAUUCCAGAUGGCCCAGCUGGAAUGUAUCCAAAGCCGCUGAAUUGGAACCACCGGCCAGACAGUGGAGGCACUCUCUUUGAAGAAGACGAAACCCACCAAGCGGUAGCGGCGGCCGGAAUGACACAAAACAAUUCCCCGCGAUUAGGGAUUCAACCUAGACUCGCAGGCUUACCACCCAAUCCACGCGCCUUUAAGGACGGCUUCCCAACAGGGAACUUCAAACGAAGAUCCGGUCCUCCGAGUACCUUAGCCUCCCCAUUCAACCCCAACUCGGCCUUGAAAACCUCCUCAUCGAACAAUAGUGCUGCAAUCAACGCGCCUCCUGGGUCAUGUUCCUCCUUAUAUCCAAACACUCACCUCGCCGCUCCUACCCACACCACCCCUGACCAGCAUCGCAGUCUAUCACCAGGAACACAUGCACCUCACCUUGCACGCACCCCAUCAUCAAGCAUACCCCCAGGCUCGGAGAUAGUGUCCAGGCCGCGUAUUGUACACGGCAAUGACAUCAAGCGAGUUCAGAUCCGCAACAGUCCACGACCACCCAGCGAAGUCGUCGCACCAUAUUGCCCCGAGGACCUGUGGCUAGAACGUGGGCGUGCCGGUGCACCCCCAAGAUCUCGAGAAGUUUCUGGGGAACUCCCCUAUCCUUCUGAGCUAUGUCCUGGUGUUGUGCAUUAUCCCGAUAGCCCAAAGAGAAAGGCUGUCUCUAUGGCGAAUCGAGUUUCUCCCACUAGUCGGAACUUGACGCCAUCGAGGAGAGGUGAUGAUUUGAUUCUUCGUGUGGAUUAG
This is a messenger RNA of Penicillium paradoxum, 1932 nucleotides long. RefSeq lists its product as uncharacterized. The record is from RefSeq and is a predicted model, not a curated record. Lineage: Eukaryota; Fungi; Ascomycota; Eurotiomycetes; Eurotiales; Aspergillaceae. Bases 1 to 1932 code for a protein of 643 amino acids. The transcript has a single exon.